AUGGAGGCACCCCGUAGCCACCUUGGCUCAAGCCGCUCCGCUCCAGAGCUCGCUGCCCAGGCACUCGCGCACCACCCGGGCACCCCGCCCGCCCUCCACUUCGGAGCCAUGGGACAGGGCAUGCCGCUCCCCGCCGGGGGCGUGCGCAUGGCGGUGCCGAUGCAGCGGGGCGAGCAGGCGCAGUGGCCGGUGUCGACGAUCCCGAUCGAGAGCCUGGAGGCGACGGCGCAGGAGUGGUACCGCUUCCGGGAAAACUCUUGGGGCGUGAAGCUCUACAACCAUUAUGGCAUCUUCAUCGCCGCCGUGGUCAUCCUGAUGGUGCUGCUGGGGCCUGGCUGGCGCCUGGCGAUCGCAGGCGCCUGCCGGCUGGACGACUCUGGCCAAUGCCACACCUUCCAGCCGAGCACGUGCGACCAAUUGCCGGGCUGCAUCUUUGUGUACGAGAGGGGGGAAGGCACCUGCACCCUGGAGUCGGCCUUUACCGCGUGCGAGGACCAGAAGGACUACUUCGGCAGGGUGGGCGUGCUGAUGCUCGUCAACCCCAUCUUGAUGGUGGGGCUCGUUCUGUACGUCAAGUGCCGGCUGCUCCCACGGCUCCGGGACGAGGCAGGCGCCCGCCUGGCCGCCCCGCUGUCCCAGGCCCUGGCCGGCACCGGCUGGUCGGUCAAGGCCCACUCGCUGGUCCGGAGCAGAGGCACGCAGGCGCCGCAGGGCCUGCGCCAGGGGUGCUGCUCCCCGGGGUGGAUCUGGCUGGAGUUCGUGCCCCACGACAGCCCCGUGGUGGGCGCCCCCCCAGCCGCCCUCGCCGCGCCACCGGCGCCGGACGGCGCGGUCACGGGCUUCGUGGUGGACGAGCCCGGCGUCGCCCGGGCCCGGGAGCUGCAGCCCGUCCUGGCCCACGGCGCGCCCCCGGGGCGCCUGCGGCCGCUGCUGGCGGCCUGA
Molecule: messenger RNA, 942 nt
Organism: Prorocentrum cordatum
Lineage: Eukaryota; Dinophyceae; Prorocentrales; Prorocentraceae
Source: the annotation of a GenBank genome assembly